Molecule: messenger RNA, 1284 nt
Organism: Mugil cephalus (flathead mullet)
Lineage: Eukaryota; Metazoa; Chordata; Actinopteri; Mugiliformes; Mugilidae
Gene: nsl1
Product: NSL1 component of MIS12 kinetochore complex
Exons: 6
Coding region: 65-823 (252 amino acids)
Biological process (GO): mitotic sister chromatid segregation
Cellular component (GO): MIS12/MIND type complex; kinetochore
Source: RefSeq, a predicted model, not a curated record
GACCCGGAAGUGUAAUUAUAGUUCCGGUUUGCGUCAAACGUAUAAACAACAGUUGGCGGUAAAGAUGGAGCCCGUUCAGAGCGAAGCUUCAGCUGGCGAGAAAACAACAAACCAGGAAUUUAGAGUUCAGGUGACUUCGAAGAGAGAAGUAAUCCAGCAAAUAAAUGAAUACAAAGACCUGUUAAGGACGGCUCUGGACGGACAGCCGGACGUCGCAGAGGAGACGAAGAAGAUGUUGCUACAGGAGCUGCUGGAGAACUUUGAGGCAGCUGUUCAGGCCAAUGUGUUGGUGGACGGAAAACCGUGGGAGGAGGCACCGGACCUCGAAGCAGAAGAUUUCGAGGCCACCGAUCUGGAGAGCGUCCUGGACGAUGCCAUCGUGGAGACCACCAGGAGGCGCCGUGUCUACCCCCGACAGAUCCUUCCACACGCCGUCCACGCCCUCAAGGCUGAGCGCAAAAUUAUGGGGCUCUAUGAGAACACGGUCAAGCCUCAGGAGAUAAUCAAAGACCCUGAUCAAGAGAACAUCAUGCUCCAUUUAUCAUCGGCUGCUCCUGAGGUGGUGAAGGAGGUCGACCAGGUCAUAAAGUCGAUCAACACGCUGCAGAAACAAGCCCGAGGCCUCUGUGAGAUCCUCAGCACCAAACCCAGUCAGACCUCGGCGGAGAUCCACAGGGAAGUGCUCGGUUCUUGCGGCCCAUCGGACGCCGCCACAGGCUCUCAGAGACACCGGCAGCCAAUCAAGAGAGCGGCGGAGGAAGCGGCCGCCGCCCAGUGCUACGUCCCCCCGACCAAGAAACCAGACGGCACCGUGGGAGAGUGACGCUUCCUGCUAACGCGGCUUUGAGUUCGGACUAAAGACUUUUCUUCUUCUUCUUUUUUUUUUCCUGUACAGUUUUUCAAGUUUCAUUAUUAUUAUUUUUUUUUUUUUUUGUUAUUAUUUGGACAAUUAAUCAGCUGAGCACAACCACAAGGGGGCGCCCAGGCUCCUGUUAUUGUGAUGAUAUUACAGCAAAAUAAAUAAAUGAAUACUAAGAUACUUCAGUGAAACCAAACGGACGCUUCGAUGGAGCAGAAAGUCUCAGUUUGUCACGUUUGGAAACUGUUCCUCUUAAAUGUUCUCACUCUGACCCAACGUCUGGUUUCUUCCUUGUGUGAAUCCAUCACAACUGGUUUAUAAGAAGUUAGAUUUCCCACAAAAUAUUUGAAUUUUUCUGUCUUUUCAAACAUUAAAAUCUGCCCUGCUGGUUCAUGUCCAUCUGUUUCCUAAUAAACUGUAGUAGU